AUGGAUUCAAUUUCAACUCUCACAUAUUCACUACCCCUUCUUGUAAUACUCCUCUCUUCAUCAUUCAUUUACCUAUUUUAUCUCAAAAGAAAUUCUUCCAAUCCGGAAGCACCACCUGGCUCAAACGGAUGGCCGAUCGUUGGAGAAAACAUCAAUCUCGGCUUAUUGGGCCCACCUAAAUUCAUCCAAAAAAGAAUGAAAAACUUCUCUAACGAUGUAUUUAAAACAUCUUUACUCGGAGAAAAAAUGGCAUUCUUUUGUGGCCCUCAAGGAAACAAAUUCGUAUUCACAAACGAGAACAAACUUGUCACCUCAUGGUGGCCUAAAUCCGUAACAAAAGUUCUUCUCUUCACCGAAGUCAUCGAUCAAGAUCAAAAAAUCGUAGCCCCAUUGCUAGCAAACUCCGUUCAUGAAAUCCUAAAGCCAGAAGCAUUGAAAAAGUACAUUGCUAUAAUGGAUACCAUGGCCCGCCAACAUAUGGACACCGAUUGGGCCCCAAACAAGGAAGUGAAAGUUCACCCUCUUACACAAAAGUACACUUUUGCCCUUUCGUGUAAACUAUUUAUGGAUGAAGACGAUGAUGAGAAGGUCGCCGAAGUGUUGGAUAAUUUUAGAAUAGUCACGAAUGGGAUGAUCUCGGUUCCCAUAGAUUUCCCUGGCACCGCGUAUAAUCAUGCCAUGAAAGGAGGGAAAGUGUUACGUGAUGGUUUGCUAAAGAUUAUUGGGACACGAAGAAAGGAGUUGACUGAGAGUAAAGAGAUUGUGAGACAUGAUGUUUUGUCACAAAUGCUACUUGUGAGAAAAGAAGACGGAAGUCUUAUGAGCGAGAAGGAAAUCUCAAAUAAUAUCAUCGGUUUAUUAGUUGCUAGCUACGAAACUAGCAGUGUUGCGAUAACUUUUGUCCUAAAGCAUCUUGCAGAGCAUCCACAUAUCUACAACAAAGUUUUUGAAGAACAAAUGGAGAUAACAAAAUCUAAAAAGCCUGGAGAGUUGCUAACUUGGGAAGACAUCGAGAAGAUGAAAUAUUCUUGGAAUGUGGCACGUGAAUCUAUACGUUUAGCACCACCUGCUCAAGGAGCCUUUCGAGAAGCUUUGACCGAUUUCAAAUACGCAGGUUUCACCAUUCCAAAAGGAUGGAAGAUAUUUUGGAAUGUUAAUACGACAAAUAAUGAUCCAAAAUACUUCCCAAAUCCGGAGAAAUUUGAUCCUUCAAGGUUUGAAGGAUCUGGCCCUCAACCAUAUUCGUAUGUACCAUUUGGAGGAGGACCUAAAAUGUGCCCAGGAAAAGAGUAUGCCCGAUUAGAGAUACUUGUUUUCAUGCAUAAUUUUGUGAAAAACUUUAAGUUGGAGAAGAUGAUCAAGAAUGAAAAGAUUGUGUAUCUAUCUACUCCUGUCCCUGCAAAAGGUCUCCCAGUUCGCCUUUACCCUCAUAUCAAGCAAUAG
Messenger RNA from Lactuca sativa (garden lettuce), 1443 nucleotides. Its product is annotated as beta-amyrin 6-beta-monooxygenase. Gene Ontology annotation, biological process: sterol metabolic process. NCBI's taxonomy places the organism in Eukaryota, Viridiplantae, Streptophyta, Magnoliopsida, Asterales, Asteraceae. The record is from RefSeq and is a predicted model, not a curated record. Gene Ontology annotation, molecular function: heme binding; monooxygenase activity; iron ion binding.